Molecule: messenger RNA, 1521 nt
Organism: Poeciliopsis prolifica (blackstripe livebearer)
Lineage: Eukaryota; Metazoa; Chordata; Actinopteri; Cyprinodontiformes; Poeciliidae
Exons: 3
Coding region: 1-1230 (409 amino acids)
Biological process (GO): sensory perception of taste; G protein-coupled receptor signaling pathway
Cellular component (GO): membrane
Molecular function (GO): G protein-coupled receptor activity
Source: RefSeq, a predicted model, not a curated record
AUGGACCUUGUCGCUAUGUUUUCCUCUGCCAGUGACGAAAAAAUGAUCGUCUGUAUGGAGACGAUGCUGGCCAGUAAACAGGUGUGCAGCUGGUCCGCCGCUUUUAAAUGUGCGGCGCUGCGGCAGGAACUACCAUUUGCAUGCGGCGUGUGGUGGACGGCGGCCUGCGGGCCGGCUGAGUCGUCACGCAGCGCUGACGGACGAGUUUACGGCUCCGAUGCGUUCCGUUCCGAGAUUCCCGAUAAGUUCGGAAUGAGCAAAUUGUCCCUGUGGGUGCUGACGAGCCUGACGGCUGUCGCCACCGUCUUCUUUAACGUCUACAUCUUUCUGAUGACUCUGUGGAGCCAGACGGGAAAGAAGGACAGGAGUCCCAGCGAAACCAUCAUCCUGGCUCUGGCGGCGGCCGACGUCACCUACCAGCUGACGUGCUACGCCUGGAUGACCCUGGACGAGGUGGACAGCGACUGCCACAUCGCGGGGAUGUUCUACACUGUCCUGCUGGUGAUCAUCUCCAGCUUCAAGUUCACCGUCAUCUGGGACACGAGCUUCCUCACGUUCUACUACAGCACCAAGCUGGUCAGCACACCCAACCGCUGCUACACCCAAAUCCAAGCCGCCAUCCUCAAGCACGCCACCCUGGCGGUUUGCGUCAUCCCGCUGCUCGGCCUGGCCACCUGCAUGCCGAUUCUGGUGGUGUUCCACAUGGCCAACCACACCCAAGAGGAAGCCAACAAUAUGGACUGUGGGGUUCUGCUGCCAGAGACGACCGCCGGGCGGGUCUAUGACGUGAUCUUCCUGCUCCUCUCGGACGUGCUGCCCGGGAUGGUCAUGCUGAAGUGCUGCAUCUCCAUCUCCGUCCACCUGGCCAUUCACCUGCGCCACAUGAAGGCCAGCACCAACAGCGCCCAUCCGCCGAAGCUCGGCUCGGAGAUGCGAGUGGUCCGGAUGUCCUUGGCCCUGGUGGGGAACUUCCUGAUCUUCCUCGCCGUCGACCUGUACGUCAACUACGAGGUCGUGGUGAACCACAAGAACUCCCUGGCCGUCACGCUCUUCAUCACGUCCGUCUACACGACCGCCACGGCCAUGGUCCUCAUCUACGGCAAGAAGACUCUGUGGAAGACGAUGAUACGCGACAUCAACGUCUGUCUGGACGCAUAUCCGUGUUUGUCCUGCCUGAAGCUGCCCGAGCAAAAAUCUCCACCCGGCAGUGCUCCAAAGGUUAAAGAAUGACAAUGCAGAAGUUAUGCCACCUUUCCUGUACUUCUGUCAUGUUACAAAGCAGCAAAUAACUACAAUUAUAAAUAGCAAAAUAAGACAAAUACAUUUGCUGAUCUCUGAAAUUUGCUAAAAAACAAAAAGUUUAAAAUUUGAGACCAAUCUCAGAAAUUUUCUAGAAAAAGAAAAACUGGACAACUUUAGACUUUUCAAACUCAGAAAUGUCCAUUAUUAUUUUUCUUAAAAAAAUUCUGAGAUUAAUAGACUUUUUCAAUGUUUUAACUUUUCAGUUUCUGAAACGGUCAC